AUGGCGUCAUUUCGCUGCUUCCCAUCCUUCCAGCUUAUUGGGCCUUCCGACAUAGAAUGUAUUGGUUCGCCAAACGGAAGCAGCAAUAAGCCAUAUUGGAAUGAGCCGGUUCCUACCUGUAUCCUGAAGACAACUACGUGGCAAACCGUGAACACGUCUUCGCAUUCAUCGGUAACUGACAUGGAUGGUAUUACGAUAACAAGCUCUUCAAACCGAUCAAAGAACGGGACGAGUGAAGGUGAUGAGGGUACAAUCUGGAUCAUAGCAGGAUCGGCAGUAGCAGGGCUUUGCUUCAUGGUAUCGCUAAUCUGUGUUGUCGUGAAAUGUAUCAAAUGGAAACGGAGACACAAUUUAACUGCACAAGACGCAGCAUGGACUCAGCCUAAAAGCCUAGGGCAAAGGAUAAAUGUUUCAGCAUCAUCCCUUUCCCUAACAAGUUCAAAGUCUACUGAGGUACGCGAUGAAUGCACGAGCAGUAGCUACAUCUCACGACCAACAGUUGUGAAGCCCCAAGAUCCAGAGUCUCGAAAAAGAAUAAAACCAAAUGACCACUCGCCUCAGAAUCUUCCAGAGAGAAUAAGGCCAAACGACCCCUCAAACGACCCCUCCCUUCAAGAUCUUCCAGGAAGAUUAAAGCUCAGGGACCCCUACCCUCGCGAUGCUCAAGAAAUUAUAAAAACCCAAGACACUGAAUCUCAAAGAACAAUAUCGCUUGACAACGAAGACCACAUUUACUACAACGCCAAGACUUCACGUUCGCUAACAAAGAGGUUGAGCUCACCAUACUACUUUAUCAAAUCUAAACGACUAAGCAGAAAUGUUCCUCAAUUAGAAGAAGACUAUAUAAACUUUAUGCCGAAGAGAGGGCGAGUUAACAUGAAUGACAAACAACAACAACAGCAUCAGCAGCAACAACAACAGCAACAACGAUUGAAAUAAAAUCGCGCUACAUCCAUGCUCUGGUAUCAGAUUUUGGAAGAGGAGUCAAAUUCAAGAGCCUAUACUAGAUGUACGUGAUG
Messenger RNA from Lytechinus pictus (painted urchin), 1019 nucleotides. RefSeq lists its product as uncharacterized. NCBI's taxonomy places the organism in Eukaryota, Metazoa, Echinodermata, Echinoidea, Temnopleuroida, Toxopneustidae. The transcript is spliced from 4 exons. The record is from RefSeq and is a predicted model, not a curated record. Bases 1 to 939 code for a protein of 312 amino acids.